AUGGCGGCUCCAACCCGUCGAGCCCAAGCAACGCCAUUCAAAGAUAGCUCUUUCGACGAGAUGGACUCUGGCAAUCCGCACGGAACCUCGUGUGCCUCCAAUGCAAAUGCGCAAACGAUCGAUGGUAGCGCAUCUUCAGCUUUCUUUGGCGGAUUCCAAGGCGCCAGCUCGCCAUUACAGUCCGGUAAUGGUGCACAUCCUAAUCCGGCAUAUGGCCACGGCUUCAAUGUAGGCCCAUCGUCACCAAGUCCCGCCAUGUCUGGGUGGGAUCCCAUCAGCAAGCUAGGCUUCGCUUCCAAUCGCGCUUCCCCACAAACCCAGCUCCCUCCCAACGGCCUUUUGCAGCAUUCACCUCCACAACCCCUUUUCCCCAACCAUCGUCACAUAUCGCCCUCUCAGUCUCACUAUCCGCUUCCGCUGAAGCAGUCACUCCCGCCUGCCCAUGCUUCAAUUCAGCAGAGACCACAUCACAACGUCUAUGCUACUCAACAGCGAAAUGACGAUUCUGCCCGCCGCACAGCCGAGGUGGAACGCCGCAACAGACUGCGAGAAGAAGAGAAAGCGCGGAGAACGUCAGCAAUCAACAAGCAGGUCGAUGAGGGCAUGGCUGCGUUCAAGCUCGAUAAACAGCAAGCCUCGCAGCGCACAGCCGAAGUAGAACGACGCAACAGGCAGCGCGAGGAGGAAAAGGAAAGGAGGAGAGUUGCCAUCCAGAAGCAAGUCGACGACGGCAUCAAAACCAUCCAGGCCGAAAAGAAGAAGGAGCGCGCCUUUAUCGAGUCGGACCGGCUUGCAUGCCGAAAGUGGCUGACUGACCUCAGUCCAGUUGCAGCAUCCUCCUCUUCUACUGCUGAAGUCCAAGCCACCGACACCGUCGAUCUGUACGCCGCAGUCGGUCGCCAGCUUCGAGGAUUUUGGGAGGAAUCGCGACCUGCGGCAUCGAGCCAAAUGCAUCGCAGCGAGGUCAUCUCAGAUGUGCAGCAGGCGAUCGACCGCAAGUGGCCAGGUCACGGCCUCCAAGUCGCCGCCUUCGGCUCCAGCGUCACCGGUCUCAUCACCGAAUCCUCGGACCUCGAUCUCGUCUUACUCGAUCCCACCCGUCCCUACGGCGUUGGAACCCCUCCAGAGCUGCGUCGCGCCCCCAACAGGCCCGUCCGUCAUUCCAACGGCAUGCCAGAAUGGUACAGCACCAAUCAGGUUGCCAACGCCCUCCGCAACUCGAACAAAUUUCGCAACAUUGUUCCUAUCAGUGGCGCCAGCGUGCCUAUCGUCAAGAUGGUACACCGCAACUACGACAUUCCGGCCGACAUCAACAUCAACGAUCGCUUCGGCCUCUUCAACUCGCAGCUCAUCCAAGCCUAUGCCGAUCUGCAGCCCCAGGUUGUGCGUCCGCUCAUCUUCUUUCUCAAGCACUGGUACUCGCGCUGCGAUCUCAACGAUCCAGCAGGCAAGCAUGGUCCAUUGACGUUCAGUAGCUACACCAUUGCACUCAUGGCGUUGCAGGUCCUCCAGCUUCAAGGUGUCUUGCCGAAUUUGCAGAGCCCCACCCUCCUCAACACCCUUAACAUUCGACCCAGCUUUCUGUACGCACGCUUGAAGCGCCAGAGGCGCGCUAGAAACGGACGCCAACCUGUCGACAAAGACGAGACGCCAGCUCAAAAGUACAACGUCACUUUUUCCAUCGGCGAUGCAGACAUGGAGCCGUACAGAACGAGGGCAUUCGAACUCUCAGCCGAUGACGCUGCCACCAACGAUGCCAACGCUGCGUGCACAAAGUCUAUCAGCACGGAUCGUCUGCUCGGCAGAAUGUUCGUUGCCUUUGUCCAUUUCUAUACCCAGUUCGAUAGGCGCGCACAAGCGAUUUCAGUGGUCAACGGAUCUCCCUUGCCAAGAAGCAAAGCCUCUCAGGCCAAGCACGCCUUCUUUGAUUCGGCGAGCGAGGACGAUACAUUGCCAGGAAAGCUGUUCCCGACCGCAUCGAGAGACGCCGAAGCUCGAGCUGCUCUGCGGGAGGAGCACAGCGACAUCUGGGUGGGCGAAGAGCUGGUAGUCCAGGAUCCAUUCAUUAUCGACCGCAACACCUCACGAAACAUCAAAGCAGGCGCCAUCGACAAAUGGCAAGGCACCAUGGAGAGCGCCUUCACCCUUCUCGGCUUGCAAAAAGGAUUCGAUGUCAAAGACGGCUUCAGGGUACGAUUGGAGGAUGCACCGCUCAUCCUCGACCUGUGCGUUCCCCAAGAUUUACGUGACGAUAUGGAUGGCGACAAGUCGGCUACGGGAGCUGGGCACAAGGUCGUACAAGAUGAAGCCAUCGAGCCCUGGCGACUGGAAGAGGAGGCAGCAGCUCAGGCCCGCGAACUUGCUAAGCAAGCGGCUCAGAAGCUGCGCCGAGAGAAGAAAAAACAAGCCCGCAGCUCAAAGCCCAGCGAAGCUCGCCGGCUGCAAGAGGAGGCUGCCAUGGUAGAAGAUAUGAUUGAUGGCAUUGAGUCAGGCCAGACGACUGCCUUUCCAAGUGUUCGAAUCCCGGAGGUCUGGCGACUGCGUCCGGAUGGCGAAGCCAACAGCAAUGCCAACAGCAGCCUCACAGGGAACCACAACAGCAACGGCGACGGCAAAGAUACCUUCAAGGGCUUGAUGAGCAUGCCUUUUACUUUUAGCGUGUCCAAAUCGCCUGCGAUCGACAUCGCGCCAGCGCUAUCAAAGACCACGACCAUGAACGGCGACCUGACCCAGCAGCUUCCUACAAUGGGCCUAUCUUGCAGUCCGACCGCUUCGACCAAGACAGACAGCUCUUCUGACUCGGAAGACAUCGAUCUGGUCGCUCUGCGUUUGGAGCAAAGCACCCGAGUCGCCGGCCCAUGA
Sporisorium graminicola is the source of this 2862-nucleotide messenger RNA. RefSeq lists its product as uncharacterized. The coding region runs from base 1 to 2862 and encodes 953 amino acids. Gene Ontology annotation, biological process: RNA 3'-end processing. The record is from RefSeq and is a predicted model, not a curated record. Lineage: Eukaryota; Fungi; Basidiomycota; Ustilaginomycetes; Ustilaginales; Ustilaginaceae. Gene Ontology annotation, molecular function: nucleotidyltransferase activity. The transcript has a single exon.